UGAGGUGUGGCUCCAUCAACAAAAGGAAGCAGAGCCAGCUGAGGGUUGUUUUUUUGGAACUGCGCUUCAGCACACGGGUUUGGAUCUACAAAUUUAAAAUGUGGGGGCAAAAUUCAGGAAACCAGUAUCCCACUGGCUUUAAUCCUCAGCCAGGAUACCCACAGUAUCCGCCCCAGCCCUGCCCUCCUCAGCCGUACCCUCCUCAGCCCUGCGCACCCCAGCCCUGUGCUCCUCAGCCCUGUCCACCUGCAUAUCCUUCACAUGGAGGACAUAGUCAUGGACCAGUGACUGGUUGUGGGGAUGGACAUGGUCAUAGUCAUGGUCAUGAUCACCAUGGGCAUGAUCAUGGUCACAGCCAUGGCCACAAUCAUGGGCAUAGUUGUGGUUAUGGUUGUGAUUAUGGAUGUAAUCAUGGGCACGGGUAUGCGCUUCCUGGGCGUGGUUUUGGGCGUGGUUUUGGGCGUGGGCGUGGGCGUGGACAUCAUGGACAUGGGCAUGGGCAUGGAAAUGGACAUGGGCAUGGACAUGGACAUGGGCACGGACAUGGACACGGACACGGACAUGGACGUGGGCACAGGCACAGGCACGGUCACAUGCAUGGUCACUGCCACAAGAAAGGCAAGAAGUGUCACGGGUCCUCCAGCAGCUCCUGCAGCAGCGACUCAGACUAGAAGAAGACUUCUUGAUUGGAGGACAAACAACAUGUUUCGACCGGAGUCCUUCCUCCUGUAAAAUAAUCAGUUCAUCUAAACUACUUGAGUUUUAUUGUGUUUGUUUGUUUGCUUUCUUUUACAAAUGCAGGGCCGUAAAAGACGACAGUGAAUGUUUUUUAUAGUCAGAUUAAGCCGUCAUUAACUUUACGGCCUUGUAUACAUUUACGCCAAUAAAACAGAAUAAACAUGUUACUGGAUACCUGCA
Notolabrus celidotus (New Zealand spotty) is the source of this 918-nucleotide messenger RNA. Its product is annotated as keratin-associated protein 21-1-like. The record is from RefSeq and is a predicted model, not a curated record. The transcript is spliced from 4 exons. The coding region runs from base 301 to 732 and encodes 143 amino acids. Lineage: Eukaryota; Metazoa; Chordata; Actinopteri; Labriformes; Labridae.